Callorhinchus milii (elephant shark) is the source of this 2239-nucleotide messenger RNA. It is a transcript of the gene trim105, whose product is annotated as tripartite motif containing 105. Gene Ontology annotation, molecular function: protein binding. The record is from RefSeq and is a predicted model, not a curated record. The coding region runs from base 310 to 1659 and encodes 449 amino acids. Lineage: Eukaryota; Metazoa; Chordata; Chondrichthyes; Chimaeriformes; Callorhinchidae. The transcript has 6 exons.
AAACUUUGCUGAGUUGGCAUGUUUGCUAGAAGCUGUUUGGUCUCAGUGUAAAUGUUCAGCCUCUGGGCGUGGGGGAGGAAUACACUCCUUCCUAUUGGAGUGUGUGAGGGAGAGAGGGGGUGGAAUUUACUGAAGGAGGAAGUUUCUGAAGGGGAGAGACAGAGAGAGAGAGGAGGGAUCUUAUUGUGCUGCGACACAGCCAGAGAAAGCUUUCAAAGAUAUUUUAAAAGUUGGUGAAAAGUUUGUAAAACUUUCCUAAAAGUUUGAGAAGCGUCUGUGACUGUGAAUGUAUCGGGGGUGGGGGGGGAAAUGGUGGAGUCGGCGUGUGCUGGUGAGGGUGUGGGUGAGUUGUUGCAGGGGGCAGGUGCCGGUGGUGGGAGUGGGUUGCAGGAGGAGCUGACCUGCUGUAUCUGCUGUGAGCUGUUACGGGAGCCGGUGAUGCUCGAGUGCUUACACCAUUACUGUCGGCCGUGUAUCCUCGCCCUGUGGCACCGGGACCCGGCCUCCGCCUGCUGCCCUCAGUGUCGUCACCGCUUCACACGCACCAGCCUCCGCAACAACCACCUGGUGUCUGGGGUGGUUGCCAGGGUCCGGGGGGCCGGCAAUCAGGAGCUCCGUCACAAGGUGCAGGAGGAGCUCAGUGACGCCCUGAGAUCACAUAGGAAUCAGCUGGAGGAGAUCCUGGCGAUGAUGAAAUGUGAUGAAGAUAAGAUUGUGAGAGUGAAGAGCGAGUCUGCGGAGCUGCAGCGGCGAGUGAGCAGUGACUAUGAGAAAUUGCACGAGUGGCUGCGGGGAGACGAGCAGCGCCUGUUACAGCAGCUGCACCACGACACGGCUACGGUGGAGGAGAGGCUGCGGCGGAGGCUGCGGGGGCUGAACGCCGCACGGGGAGAACUCGAGAGGGUCGUGGCCGACACCGAGACCAGCCUCCAGCAGCUCCGCAGAUCCGUAAUGGUGGAGACGCGGGGGCUGUGUCAGAGGGUGCAGGUGGACACGGAGCCGGUGGUCAGUGUUGACCUGAGGAGCGCCCGCUACACUGGCCCCCUGCAGUACAUCAUCUGGAAGAGAAUGUUCCACUCCCUGGACCCAGCUCCAGCUGGGCUGACAUUUGACACGAACACGGCGCACCCUAACCUGGUGGUGUCGGAAGACCAGCGAUGUGUGAGGGAGAGUGAGGAGCAGCAGUGUGUGGGGCUCAGCCCCGCCAGGUUCUCUCAGUGUGUCAAUGUGCUGGGCUCCCAAGGCUUCACUUCAGGCAGACAUUACUGGGAGGUCAGCGUGGGCAAGAAGACCAAGUGGGACCUGGGGGUGGCGCGAGAAUCCAUCGACCGUCAGGCCAUGGUCAAGCUGUGCCCACAGAGUGGUUACUGGACCCUCAGGCUCCGCAAUGGCAAUGAGUACUGGGCCGGGACGUCGCCAUGGAAACGACUCCCAGUGGAGACACGGCCCCAGAGGAUUGGGGUGUAUCUGGCCCUCGAGGACGGCCAAAUCUCCUUCUACAACGCAGACGACAUGUCCCAUCUCCUGACCUUCCGCCAGCCGCUCACCGAGCGCAUCUUCCCCUUCUUCAGCACCUGCUUUGGGGACGGCACGAACACUGAGGCGCUCUACCUGUGCCCCCCGCCCGUGACCCUGCCCCCAACUGAACCCCUAACAUAGCCCUGCCCUACCCUGGCCCCAACCACGCCCCUAACCCACCCCUAACAUAACACCACCCUAACCCUGUCCCUGACCCCGCACCCAACCCUGGGCCCUGACCGUUUGCUGUUGAUUGGGUCGCUUUUCCCGGGGUAAUAAUUCCUCCAAAAAAAAUUAUUCGGUCACUCAAUCCACGACCGUUUGUGGAAUACUGCUGUGCGCAAUUGGCUGCCGUGCUUUUCCCACAAAUAUACAGUCAAAUCGCUUCUCGAAGACGUGAUAAGGCUCUGUCCCAAAUGCAAGGAUUAUUAUUAUUGUAUGAUCGGCUCCAGGUUGCCCUCUGCUUGUGAUGGUUGCAAUACCAAUGUGAAGCCAGCAGGCGGCGCCAGGCUCCAACUAAAUGUUUAAUCCUGAAAGUUUGAGUCUGAGUGGCUCAGAUCUUCACUGUAGUCGUUUAGUCUUUAAUACUAAUUUACUGUCAUUUAAUUCUUCACUUGCUAUCUGAGAAACCAUUCUCAUUGUAAAACGUGCACACUUUAUAAGAAGAUUUACAUUGAAACUCUGCGGACAACUUUCAUUAAACUAGAUAAAACAUUUAAAA